UGCAACAAAGCCACCUAUUUUCUUUAAAUUAGCGUUAAGCAUUCAGAGAAUCUCAGCCGCUCGAACCCUGCCUUCAUCACCCCCUUCUGACUCUCAACCGAUUGCAACCCUUCCCACUCUCAUCUCAUUCUUCGCCGCAUUACCUCGACGGUGACGUUGGCCGCCGUCCCUCUCACACUCAAACGCAAUCAGAGGAUCCGGAAAGCUAUGUACAACGGAAUAGGUUUACAAACCCCAAGGGGAUCUGGAACAAAUGGGUAUAUCCAGAGCAACAAGUUCUUCGUCAGGCCCAAGACUGGCAAGGUUGCAGAAAACACCAGAGGUUUCGAGGCGGAUCAGGGCAUGGCCGGUGUCUCAAGAAAAGCCAACAAGGAUAUUCUCGAGCAUGAUCGGAAGCGUCAAAUUGAGCUCAAACUCGUAGUGCUCGAGGACAAGCUGGCUGAUCAGGGUUACACCGAUGCUGAGAUCGCCGAGAAGCUCGCCGAGGCUCGGAGGACUCUGGAGGCCUCUUCGUCUUCGGAAGACACCGGUGUACUUUCACUUGAUAAGAAAGUUACAGAUACCCAGACCCAUCAAAUUGCGGCUAGAAAGGAGAAGCAGAUGGAAACGUUGAGAGCGGCUUUUGGCAUACGUGCCGCGGAACCUGAAGAAAAUGCAGAUGAGAUUGAUGAUGGACUAAGGAUUAGUAAGAAUGGUAUGGAUGAUGGUAGUAAGCACCAGAAACGUGAGCAUUCUUUUUUGGACAGAGAAUCUGGGUGGAAGAAACGUACAGAAGAGAAAAUUAAAUCUGAAAAAGAUGCUUUGAAAAAGAGUACAAAAGAAACAAGAAAGAAGGAAGAAAGGAGGCAUGGGGAUGAGUCUUCAGAUACAGAUGGUAGUGCCAGGAAUUCAAGAGCAGUUAAAAAGAAGCAACGCAAACAUAGCCGUGGUAGUGAUGAUGAGGAUUUUGAUAAGAAGCGUGUGGUUGCAAAAAAACUCAAGAAAAACAGAAGGCGUGAUAGUGAUAGUGAUGAUUCUGAUUCUGCUACCAGUGAUGAUUCUGGUUCUAGUAGCACUGAUGAUUCAGAUUCUUCUUCUAGUUAUGAUUCUUCUGAUACAGAUGGCAGCAAAAGGAAGUCGAAAGCAGUAAGAAAGAAGCAUCGAAGAUCUCAUAGGGGGAGUGAUGAUGAAGACAAGUAUAAGGUUUCACAGAAGCACAAGAAAAGCAGAAGGGAUGGCAGCAAUGAUGCUGAUUCUGCUACUAGUGAUGAAGAUGUAAGCAAGAAAAAUUCUAGAAAGCAAGCUAAGAAAUCUGAAAAGUCUCACAAGAGGCAUGACUCAGAUGAUGAUUCUAGUACUGAUGAAGAUUUGUUGAAGGCUAGAAGUAUAAAGGGGAAAGUUCAUGCUAGAACAGAAAGACGACAUGAUUCUGAGGAUGAGUCUGACCCUGAUAGUGGGAUGAAUGAUCGAGUUAAAGAAGAGAUGAAUCAACAUAGUAGCCACAGGAGACAUGAAGACAGUUUUGAUGUCAAGGAUCGCAAUAGGAGGGCUGAUGGUAAUGGAAAAGGCAAUAGAAGGCAUGAUGUGGACAGUGAAUCUGACGGUGGAAUGAAAAUGAAGAAUGACAGAAUUAAAGAAGAGAGGAAUCAACAUGGUAGCCAUAGGGGGCAUGAAGACACUUUUGGUGGUGAGGAUCGGAGAAGGAAGAAUGAUCGAAUUAAUGAACAAAGGAGUGUUUAUGAUAAGUACAGAAGACACAAUGACGAUUCUGAAGGUGAGGAUUGCGAUAGAUGGAUGCCUGGUGGAAACAAAAAUGACUACAAAAGGCCUGAUGUGGAGUAUGAAUCUGAUUAUGAGAAGUCUACAAAACCUGGUCAUAGAACAAUUGAGAGAAGUCAAAGAAGUGGCAAGGAUGAUCACAGGUUUGAUAAUUCUGAUGCAAGUAGUGAUGAGAAAAUACAAAAACACAAAAGUAGGAGACAUGAUAAUGAUGAUGUGGAACUUGAUUCAAGAUCAAGAUAUGGUAGGAAAGUUAGUAAGAUUGAAAGGCAGACAACAGUUGAGAAGAGGCUAGUUUCUAGUGACAGUGAUAUCAGUGAUGAUUCUCGUGCAAAAGGUAAUGAUAGUGAUUUUGGAACUGGUGUUCGGGACUAUGCUGAUAAUAAGAUCCAACGAAGAAAGUCUGUUGUUGAGAGCAAGAUUGAGCACCGUGAUGAUGUGAGCAGAAGAGUACCCCGAACAAGUCCAGAACAUGACUUUAGAUCUGAUGGACUAGGUGAUGAAAGGAGAAGAAAAAUAAGUGGUUCAAGUGAUGAUGAACACCCAAAGAAGAAUGAUAAGAAAUACUUAGGAUUGGUUAGAUUCGAACGAGGUAGUGAUGAGGUGGCUGAUGAGCGUAGGGGCAGAAUUUACAAGAAGUAUGACGAACAAGAACAUGGUGGUAGGACAGAUCAAGAGUUUGGACAACGUGGAGUAGACCGGAGGCAUGUGAGGAGUGAAGAGGAGCAAAGAGUGAGAAAGCAUGGAAGAGAUGAAGAUGAUUAUAAAUAUAGAAGGCAUGAACGAGAGAUCGACGAUGAAUACCAUGGAAAUAGGAGCUAUAGAAGGGAUGAAGAACAGAAACAUAAAGAUAUUGACAGGGAUAGACAAAACGAUUAUUCCAAGAGAGCAAGAUAUGAUGAUUCCAGGUCAAGUGAAGGAAAAAGGCAUGAUUAUGAAAAACGCAAGGAUGAUAUGGCAAGGCACUGAGAUUGAUUCUACUUUCUUAUCGCUGCACAAUAUGGGUAAUAUUUUGUUUCAGUCCUUGUCAUCUCGAAGCUGUUGAGCGUUCUAAGCCAAACCAUCUAGGACAUUUCUCAUAUGAAGAAUGAAAGAGAGAAGAUCACCUGAACUGAUGAAUUUUCAAAUUUGGGGCAUGUUAGACUUUUUUCUGUUGCGGGAUCAUGCAACUCUAUUGUAUUUACACAGUCGCACUUUGUGAUAUGCGUUUUAAUGUUUUCACCUGAAGAUUGUGCUUUCAAAGUAAUAGUUUUGUCAGAAAAGUAAA
Messenger RNA from Humulus lupulus (European hop), 3025 nucleotides. RefSeq lists its product as uncharacterized. NCBI's taxonomy places the organism in Eukaryota, Viridiplantae, Streptophyta, Magnoliopsida, Rosales, Cannabaceae. The transcript is spliced from 3 exons. The coding region runs from base 208 to 2727 and encodes 839 amino acids. The record is from RefSeq and is a predicted model, not a curated record.